AUGAAGAUGCUCCUCCUGCAACUUUUUGAGAUCUGUGUCUUGGCUCUCGCCGUUGGGGGCAUUGUGGUCAAGGACGAAACACCGCUGAGAAAGAACACAGAGAAAGGUGGAAGAGAAGGGUUCGGUUUUGGGACUAUCAGCCACAAGCACGGAGGCCUCAGCUACAGUUCCAUCAGCCGCGGAUCAAGUUCAACUGGACAUGGAAGCCUCAUUAGCUCCGUGGGUUAUGGCCACGGAGGAAUUGGGCACGGAAAUUUCAUUAGUUCCGUGGGGCAUGGGUAUGCUGGAGUCGCUUCUAGUGUUGGACCCCGAGGAUUCGAGCUCUCUUCAGGACACGGUUAUGGAGGUUUCGGUCACGCCGGUCUUGGUGGAGGUGCCAGUUUCGGGGGAAGUGCUGGAGCCCAGUUGCAAGUGAACACCAUAACCCAACAAGUUCCAUUCCCGGUGCCACAGCCAGUACCGGUCACCAUCAACAGACCCGUCCCUGUGCCCGUCCCUGCUCCAUACCCUGUCACUGUCCCCCGCCCUGUCCCUGUACACAUACCCCAACCGGUCCCUGUUACCGUGGUGAGGCCCGUCCCUGUCACCGUCAGCAGACCCCUCCCUGUGCCCGUACCUCAGCCGGUCCCUGUUCCUGUACCUCAACCAUACACCGUGCCUGUCCCUCAGGCCGUACCCGUGCAAGUGCCUCAGCCUGUGGCUGUCCCUGUGCCUCAUCCGGUUACUGUGGAAGUACCCCAGCCUGUGCAAUUACCGUCCGGUAACGCCGAGACCGUGGGAUUCGGCCGUGGUUUUGGUGCACUGGGACACGGGUAUGGGGGAGCUGGAGGGCUUGGGCACAUCUCGGCUGGGCUCUACGGGAAGCACUGA
Messenger RNA from Cryptotermes secundus, 870 nucleotides. RefSeq names its product WAS/WASL-interacting protein family member 3-like. Bases 1 to 870 code for a protein of 289 amino acids. NCBI's taxonomy places the organism in Eukaryota, Metazoa, Arthropoda, Insecta, Blattodea, Kalotermitidae. The transcript is spliced from 2 exons. The record is from RefSeq and is a predicted model, not a curated record.